GCUAAGGAUGGCCGCUGGCUCGCCUUUCCCCGACGCCCCAGCCGUCCGAGCCAGGGUGAAAAUUGCGUGACACGCACCGAGCGUGGCGGCCAUCUUCGUCUUCUGGGCACGUCAGCUGAGCCGGUUAGGGCUGAAGAGGAGCGUUGCGCAAGCGCAUCCAAGACGGUCACAGGUAACUCCCAUCUGACGGGCGAGGCGUCGCCGUCGUCGCCGGAAGUUUGGUGUUUGCGCCGCGGGGAGGCGGCGGUCGCGGCAGAAGCAGCUGAGUGUCUCCGGGUACCCGGAUGUGAGGCGAUCUGCCGGCUGCAGUUGGACUCCCGGGCCGGGCAAAGAAAGGAAGUAAUAAGAAGCAUUCAUUCAUUAGAAGAGUCAUCAAUCAACUUAAAAAGGUGAUUUCCAUGUCACUAAGGUGCUGUGUAAUGUGUUAAAAGCAGAUUAUAAGGAAUGAUUUUGCCAAGUUUUCAUGAGUUAUGGUGGCUGAAAUAUCAGUUGUAUCUUGUGGGAAAAGAAGUAAAUGGCAACACAAAAGACAAUCUGUAUUAAUAGAUUGUUUUAUUAAGCGAAGGAAGUUACAUAAAAACUGCACAGCAAUAGACUCAACAAACAAGGAAAGACACGUGUUAGCCAUAAGACAUGUUUCAAGUGAAUCGAAGUCCAAUAACUGUAGACUUCAGAAGAAAAAAGUGUUCAAAAAUUUUAUCAAAACGGGUCAGUGAUAAAUAACUCCUCCAGUAAUAGGGCUAGGCCUAAACCAAAAUUCAUUUUAAAAAUUACAGAACAGAAUGCAUAUGAAUUAAAUUUUUCAUGAAGAAUAUCAAAUUAGAAUUAAAUUUUCCUUAAAUUUCUAUCGCAUUGUCUAAAGCAAAUAUUUUUCAGCUUUUAUGCCAGCUUUUCUCAUGUUCUGGGAAUGACAGAAACCUUACUUGAAACAGAGUGGUAUUUUUCUUGAAAUGUGUAUCAGCUUCAGUUAAAGUUGAUUUUUUAAGACCCGUUCCUCAGUAACAAUACCAGCUUGUUGAGCACGAAAAUCCUCUCAAAAACUAUUUAGUAAAGGAAGACAUUACUCAGGAAGAUGUCCAUUCAGGAGAAAUCAAAAGAAAGUUCCUCUAAAGUUAUUAAAAAAAGUGAAGAUAAGAAUUUGGAAAUAGUAAGUCAAGAUUCUCAAAAGGAUCUAGCAAAAAAAUCAGGUUCGAAGGAAACUUUAAAAUCGCAGGUUAAGUCUUGCAGUGAAAAUAAAAUAAAUCAGCCUGAAUUGGGAACACGCAUGAGUACAAGAUCAGCAAAAGCAGCAUCCAGUGACAUAAAAACUACCAUAUCCAAUAAUAAAAAUGUGAUGACUGUGAAGGGACAUUCACAACAAGAAUCUUCUGAAAAGAGUAAAUUAUCUCAGAGAAAAUUAGUGCGUGAAACCUCUAAAACAAGUGAACAGCUUAACAGGAGGUCACAAAGACUACAACAGUUAUCAGAGGUUUCAACAAGGUCUUUGCGCAGUAGAGAAAUUCAGGGUCAAGUUCAAGCCGUUAAACAGAGUGUGCUACUAACAAGAAAAGAGCACUGUAAUAGUACUCAAAGUAAACCUAGUAAAGUCAAAACAAGUCAAAAACAUGUGAAAAGAAAAGUAUUGGAAAGAAAGUCUGACUCUAAAGAGGAUGGAAAUUCAGUGAUUAAUGAAGUAAUAAAUUCCCCCAAAGGAAAAAAACGCAGAGUAGAGCAGCAGAUCGCUUGUACUUGUAGCUCUCAGUGCAUCCAAGGAUCUGAAAAGUGUCUUCAGAAGAUGACUAGAAAAGAAGAAACAAAAUGUGUGCCUGUAACUUCUUCUGAGAUAAAAAGAUCAAAAGUGGCUACUUCAGAGAUCUCUAAAAAGAAUGAGAUGAAGUCAGUUCAUACACAAGUGAAUACUAAUGCAAAAUCCCAAAAAAGUCCACAGCCAUCAGUGCCUGAACAAAGUAUAGAUAAUGAAUUGGAGCAAGCAGGAAAGAGCAAACGAGGUAGCAUUCUCCAGCUUUGUGAAGAAAUUGCUGGAGAAAUAGAGUCAGAUACUGUAGAGGUAAAAAAAGAAUCUUCACAAAUGGAAAAUGUAAAGGAGAUGCCUACAGAAAUAAAAUUGGAAGAGACCAAUGUUGAACGACAAAUACUUCAUCAGAAAGAAACCAAUCAGGAUGUGCCGUGUAAUCGUUUUUUUCCCAGUAGAAAAACAAAGCCUGUGAAAUGUAUACUAAAUGGAAUGAGUAGCUCAACUAAGAAGAACUCUAACUGGACUAAAAUUAAACUCUCAAAAUUCAACUCUGUGCAACAGAAUAAGUCAGACACUCAAGUAUCCCCUAAAUUGGGCUUAUUACAAGCCAGUUUUUCACCACCAUCUUUAGAAAUCCAUCAUUCAGUGACUCACAGUACAUUUUUAGGGACAAAAACACAUGAUAAAAAUAUAGCUGGCCAGCAGAACAAAAUGGAAGAAAUUAAUUCUGAAGAAGUUAAAGUAAAUGACAUUACAGUUGAAAUUAAGGCUGUAAAAAGGGCUCCCAAAAACUGUCAUUUGGAUAAUCAGAUAAAAUCUUCUGACCCACCAUUGGAGAAUCAGAUGAAACAUUGCUUUGAAUCCACACCAAAUAAGAAUUUCAGCUUAUGUUUGGAAUCCAAAUUAGAAAACAAUCUAGUGGAAAAUACCACUGCCGUUUCAGCUCUGCUCAGUCAAGCAAGAAUUGAUACAGGAGAGAGUAAAUUUCCAGGUUCAGCUCCCAAACAGCACAAUAUACUUGAUAACCAAACAUCUAAGAACAAAGAUAACAGGGAGACACCACCCAAUCAUUUUUGGCCUAAGUGUAAUUCUCAUUUGGAGAUAACAAUUCCAAAGGACUUGAAACUAAAAGAAGCAGAGAAAGCUGAUGAAAAACAAUUGAUUAUAGAUGCAGGGCAGAAAAGAUUUGGAGCAGUUUCCUGUAAUAUUUGUGGAAUGCUUUACACAGCUUCAAAUCCAGAAGAUGAAACACAACAUCUGCUUUUCCACAACCAGUUUAUAAGUGCUGUAAAAUAUGUGGGCUGGAAAAAAGAAAGGAUUCUGGCUGAGUACCCUGAUGGCAGGAUAAUAAUGGUUCUUCCUGAAGACCCAAAGUAUGCCUUGAAAAAGGUUGACGAGAUUAGAGAGAUGGUUGAUAAUGAUUUAGGUUUCCAGCAGGCACCGUUAAUGUGCUAUUCCAGAACUAAAACACUUCUCUUCAUUUCAAAUGACAAAAAAGUAGUUGGCUGCCUAAUUGCAGAACAUAUUCAGUGGGGCUACAGAGUUAUAGAAGAGAAACUUCCAGUUAUCCGGUCAGAAGAAGAAAAAGUCAGAUUUGAAAGGCAGAAAGCCUGGUGCUGUUCAACGUUGCCAGAGCCUGCAAUCUGUGGGAUCAGUAGAAUAUGGGUAUUCAGCAUGAUGCGGCGGAAGAAAAUUGCUUCUCGCAUGAUUGAAUGCCUAAGGAGUAACUUUAUAUAUGGCUCGUAUCUGAGUAAAGAAGAAAUUGCUUUCUCAGAUCCCACUCCUGAUGGAAAACUGUUUGCGACCCAGUACUGUGGCACUGGCCAGUUUCUGGUAUAUAAUUUUAUUAAUGGACAGAAUACCACCUAAAAUAAGUUCUUGCCUGCAGUACUAGAAGAAGUCGAAGAGAAUGGAUUGGUUGCUGACUUUAACCAGGAACUAGGGCCAUUUUUAUUACAAUGAACUCAGGACUGGCAACAACCAUGUGGUUGUUCCAUUUUCAUAAAAUUGGAAAAAUGCAGUAAUAGCUUAUUGUUUUGUUUUUUAAAGAAGAUAUUUUAUUAUCUUUUACAGAAGUUUAUGAUGGAUGUAUUUUAUCUAUAGUUAUUUAGACAUGUUUACAUGCAGCAGAUAAUUGUUCAUAAUGGACUGAAAACUAACGCAAGGACUUUGGUCUCAGUGAUAAGUAUAUCUUGAAGUUCUUAACAUGGAAAUAUACCAGUGUAGCUUGGUACUGUAUUUUUUUAUAUUGAUCUGCUGAUACCAGUUAUAAGUUUAAAGAUUGUAUUUUUGGAGUGGAAACCAAUGUUUUCAAGUCAUUAUUCAAGGAGGGUACAAUAUUAUGUGUUGAGGAAUUUGAAAGUAAUUUGUAGAAGUCCUGAAAUUUACUUUUAAGAGACUCUUUCAGAAAGGAAAAGCUCUAAAUAAGCAGGAAGAAUUUACAGUACAGAGCUUUUCCUCCCUUGAUGUCAGGAAGAAGUGGAAGGUGGUAGAGUUGAGGCUCCCUCUCCUAGAGACCUGGGACUGACGAGGAUUAUGAAGGGUACCCUCUGAGUUUAUUAUUCUUUCAUUCUAGUUACUUUUUUUUUUUUUUUUUUAACAUGGCAACUUGGCACAUUUAGCCUAACAAAUUUCAAAGAGGUUUAUAAAAACCAGUGGACUAAUUACAAGUAAAUACGGAUGACUCGGUAUCUGCUUUGUUAUUCCUCAGAAAUACUGCACUGAGUAUAUGCCCUCAUUACUGGACUUCAUUUCAUACUUGUCUAUCCUUCAUAGUGCCCUCUACUUUUAAAGGGUUUAUAUGUUGAAAAACUGCUGUGGCCUUUUAUGAACUGUAUAUAAUGUAGAAUAAAAUAAUAAAAUACUUGACAGCUUUUUCUAAGUGAUAAAUGUAUUCAGAUAA
Oryctolagus cuniculus (rabbit) is the source of this 4637-nucleotide messenger RNA. RefSeq names its product establishment of sister chromatid cohesion N-acetyltransferase 1 (gene ESCO1). Gene Ontology annotation, cellular component: nucleus; chromatin. The record is from RefSeq and is a predicted model, not a curated record. Gene Ontology annotation, molecular function: protein-lysine-acetyltransferase activity. Gene Ontology annotation, biological process: mitotic sister chromatid cohesion. NCBI's taxonomy places the organism in Eukaryota, Metazoa, Chordata, Mammalia, Lagomorpha, Leporidae.